UCUCAUCUUCAUCAAAGACUAACUGAACACAUGGAAACAGAAGCUGCUGUAGAGGACUGUGGAGGACCAGAACCAGACAGGAAGUCGGAUCCAGAUAGACCUCCAGAACCAGUUACUGGAGACUCCAGAGAGACUGAUGUCAGUGACGACUGGAAGAAGACCAGAGAACCUCAGUCAGGUCUGAACUCUCUGACUCAUGAAGUUGAUGUGAUUGAUUCAAAAUUUAGUUCUGUUGGUGUCAAGUGCUCAGUUUGUGAUAAAAGCUUUAAUCGCAAGUCACGGCUGAAGAGACACAUGAUGACUCAUACAGGGGAGAAACCGUUCAGCUGCUCCGAGUGCGAUAAAAGCUUUAGUCGCGAAGGACGGCUGAAGUCCCACAUGGCGACUCAUACAGGGGAGAAACUGUUCAACUGCUCACAGUGUGAUAGAGGUUUUAAUGUGAAGGGAGCUCUGAGGAAACACAUGCUUAGUCACACGGGAGAGAAACCGUUCAGCUGCUCAGAGUGUGACGAAAGCUUUCAAUUCCCACGACAACUGAAGUCCCACAUGAUGACUCAUACACGAAGGAAACCGUUCAGCUGCUCAGAGUGUGGUAAAGGAUUUAUUGAAAGUGGAGGUCUGAAAAAACACAUGCUGUGUCACACAGGAGAGAAACCAUUCAGCUGCACUGUCUGUAAGAAAUCCUUUAGACAGAAGGGAUAUAUACAGAAGCACAUGUUAAUUCACACGGGAGAGAAACCGUUCAGCUGCCCCAAGUGUGACAAAAUGUUCUCACAGCGUUCAUCUGUGCAGUCGCACAUGAGAGUUCACACAAGAGAGAAACCGUUCAGCUGCUCAGAGUGUAACCAAUCUUUUAUAUGGAAGGGAGGUUUGAGGGCACACAUGGUCACUCAUACCGGAAAGAAAAUGUUCAGCUGCUCAGAGUGUGAUAAAACCUUUAUUGAAAGUGCAGGUCUGAAGUACCACAUGAGAAUCCACAAAGGAGAGAAGCCUUUCUGCUGCCCGCAGUGUAAAAGACAUUUCACACUGCGUUCAUCUCUGCAGACACACAUGAAAAUCCACACGGGAGAGAAACCUUUCCGCUGCUCAGAGUGUGGGAGAGGUUUUAUUGAAAGUGGAAAUCUGAAGAACCACAUGAGAGUCCACACAGGAGAGAAACCCUACUGCUGCGCAGUCUGUAAAAACUAUUUCACACAGCGUUCAUCUUUGCAGAAACACAUGAGACUCCACACGGGAGAGAAACCGUUCGGCUGCUCAGAGUGUGGGAGAGGUUUCAGUGAAAGGGGAAAUCUGAAGAGACACAUGUUAACUCACACAGAAGAGAAACCUAAAAGUUGCUCACGUUGUGAGGAAACAUUUCUGUGCAUUAGAGAACUGAAGGUGCACAUGUUAACUCACACAGCAGAGAACUCUCUUUCGUGGUUUUGAUCAAGUUGAGAGCUCAGCGGUGGAUCAGCUGGUCCUCACGGUAAAGAGAGUGAAGAGCCUCCUGUUGGUGGAGUAUUUUACCACGUUGCACUCCCGAUGACUGCAAACACAAACACAUCCCACGCGCAGUACAACAAAGGCGGGGUCACACAUCUACUUUUCUCUGCAUGAUCUAUUAUUCAUCUUUAAAACUUGUUAAAUGUUUUAUUUUUGAUAACAAAGCUUUCUAGGAUUACGGUGUUUUAGAGCUGCAGACCACGGAAUGGGAGCAGCUAUUAACUUGGUGGUAGAGUACACUAAAUAGUGUGUUUACUCGACAAUAUAAUCUAUGUUUGAAAUGACUGAUAUCAUCUGGACUACGAUGUCAUUCCUUUUUCACAUGGUUUAUCUUGAAGUCUUGUAUUAGUUGUAUUAAUUCCAGGUGUUGCGAACUAUUGUUGCUGUUAACAUUUUAAUCUUGUGUUAAAUAAAUAUCAACUGCAUUGCAGUGAA
Pseudoliparis swirei is the source of this 1920-nucleotide messenger RNA. RefSeq names its product gastrula zinc finger protein XlCGF57.1-like. Gene Ontology annotation, biological process: regulation of transcription by RNA polymerase II. Lineage: Eukaryota; Metazoa; Chordata; Actinopteri; Perciformes; Liparidae. Bases 31 to 1428 code for a protein of 465 amino acids. The record is from RefSeq and is a predicted model, not a curated record. The transcript has a single exon. Gene Ontology annotation, molecular function: DNA-binding transcription factor activity; RNA polymerase II cis-regulatory region sequence-specific DNA binding.